AUGGGCAAGAAAACACACCGGCGAGUCGGACCCAACUCCGACCGUCGAUCCAGCAGAGUUGAAACGUCUGAUCACCGGCACGUGGACUCAGUGGAGACUCCAACGAGCCAAGAACGCAAGCGAACUAUUACCUUGUUCCUCGUCUUCAUCAUAUUUCCCGCCAUUUCAGCGAUCGUUUACCGUAGAAUCUACUCACCGUAUACGGCUACGGUCCCGAAUCUACCGGAUGUUUACCGGAGAGGCCUUGUUAAGACUGACGUAUAUUACCGUGAAGUCCUCGCUGAGCAUAUGAAGGUUUCGGAAAAUGUGAGUCGGCGGCAGUUUGAAAAUCCUGUGCUGGCAUAUAUUACUCCUUGGAACUCAAAAGGAUAUGACCUGGCCAAGAAGUUCACUUCUAAGCUGACACAUAUAUCACCUGUGUGGUAUGAACUUAAGAGCGAAGGAAGCACAUUUAUUCUAGACGGAAGACAUAAUGCUGAUACUGGAUGGAUUUCGGAUAUUAGAAUGAAGGGUGAUGCUAAGAUAUUACCAAGAGUUGUUUUGGAAGCAAUCCCUGUGGAUCUGCUAACCAAGAAGAAACAAAGGAAAAAAGUCAUCAACCUUAUUGUAGCAGAAUGCAAGGAAAUGGAUUAUGAUGGUAUUGUACUUGAAUCUUGGUCAAGGUGGGCAAACUAUGGUGUCUUGCAUAAUCCAGAAAUGAGGAAGAUGGCCUUGCAAUUUAUAAAGCAACUAGGAGAAGCUAUGCAUUCAGUAAUCCUCGAGAGAAAUGGGCAGACUUUGUUCUUAGUCUAUGUUAUAGGCCCACCAUAUUCAGAUCAACUACAGCCACAUGAUUUUGGACCAGAAGAUCUGCUAAGCUUGAGUAACGUCGUAGAUGGUUUCUCGCUUAUGACAUAUGAUUUCUCAGUUCCUCAUAAUCCGGGUCCCAAUGCACCUUUGAAGUGGAUCCGCUCCAUCUUGAAGCUUCUUCUUGGUUCUGACAAUGGCAGUCAGGGGUUGGCUAAAAAGAUAUUUCUUGGCAUCAAUUUCUAUGGAAAAGAUUUCAUGCAUUCGGGAGGAGGUGGGGAACCAAUCCUAGGCAGAGAUUAUCUUUCUUUGCUGGAGCAGCACAGGCCUGUAUUGCAAUGGGAAAAGAACAGUGCUGAGCAUUUUUUCUUGUACUCUGAUGACAAACAUAUCAAGCAUAUCGUGUUCUACCCAUCACUGAUGUCAAUUGCUGCACGGCUUGAGGAAGCUCGUUUGUGGGGUGCUGGCAUCUCGAUUUGGGAGAUUGGGCAAGGUUUGGAUUACUUUUUUGAGAUCUUAUGACGACCACUGCCCACCGCUGCCGUGUUCUUAGAUUCAGUAACCUGAGUUCCAUGAUUUUGUAAGCUAAGUAACAUGUUUUUUCUUGUAGUUUUUCCUGAUAAAGUUGUACUAGUUGUUUCUAAGUCUACAAGAGAUGCAGCUUUACAUGA
Coffea eugenioides is the source of this 1457-nucleotide messenger RNA. Its product is annotated as chitinase domain-containing protein 1. The transcript has 8 exons. Gene Ontology annotation, molecular function: oligosaccharide binding; chitin binding. Gene Ontology annotation, biological process: carbohydrate metabolic process. Lineage: Eukaryota; Viridiplantae; Streptophyta; Magnoliopsida; Gentianales; Rubiaceae. Gene Ontology annotation, cellular component: extracellular region. The coding region runs from base 1 to 1308 and encodes 435 amino acids. The record is from RefSeq and is a predicted model, not a curated record.